GCGGCAGGCUACGAAUGCUACUGCAAAAUUAUUAAAAGGAAAAAAUUAUUUACAAUUAUACAUUUUUAUUUUUAAAGAUAGAGGUUAAAUAGCAUGAUUUUCAUUGACAAAUAAUUAAUAUAAAUGACAUAACCUUCAUUCUGUAUAUUUCCGUAAAUGUGUUUUGAUAAAAACACUUGAUAAAUGAUGCAUUUGCUAAGUUAUAAUAUGUUUUCUUCCUAACUUUAGGAUAAAAAUGCAUCUGCCCUGGGUCUGGAUCACUCUCUGCUUGCUAUGUCCCACUGUGAUUUAUGGCGGGAAAGUUCUAGUUUUCCCACUGGACGGAAGCCACUGGGUGAACAUGAAAGUAAUUAUUGAGGAGCUGCAUUCAAGGGGCCACCAGGUUUGUGUUAUGCGAUCAACAGACAGCUGGUACAUCAAGGAAACCUCCCCAUUCUAUACUUCAAUUGCACUCGAUACAAAUUCUGGAUUCAGUGAAGACUUUUUAACUGAGUUUGUGGCCCAGUUGCUGGCAAUCCAGAGAGAAGGGAAGUCUGUCUGGACACGUUUUAAACUGGAAAUGGAACAAGCGGAAAAGAGCAGCGAGAUGAUUGAGGCAUCGUGCAAAAUGCUUGAGCUGCUUUUUGAAAACAAAGAUCUUAUACAGUCGCUACGGGAUGCCAAUUAUGACCUCGUCCUCACAGACCCUGCUAUGCCAGCGGGGGUUAUACUCGCCCACUACCUCAGGUUGCCUCUUGUUUUCAACGUCAGAUGGACGAGUCAAGGCGAAGGCCACUUUUCAAUUGCGCCUUCUCCUCUUUCUUAUGUUCCAAUGACAGGCACCGAGCUUUCAGAUAAAAUGAGCUUUCUAGAGAGACUUCUCAACGUAUUCUUUUUCGGCUUCACAGAAUAUCAAAUUGCACGCUAUAUUUUACCACAUUAUGAUGGCUUGGUCAAAAAAUAUUUAGGUCCAGACGUAGACUUUUUAUCCCUGUUUCAAGCUGCAGACCUGUGGCUGAUGAGAGUGGACUUUGUGUUUGAGUUCCCUCGUCCAACCAUGCCUAAUGUUAUCUAUAUGGGAGGGUUCCAGUGUAAACCUGCGAAACCUCUUCCUGAACACCUGGAGGAGUUUGUGCAGAGUUCUGGAGAGCACGGGGUCGUCAUGAUGUCUCUGGGGACUUUGAUUGGAGAGCUUCCACGUGACCUCGCUGACGAGAUCGCUGCAGCUUUUGCUAAAUUACCCCAGAAAGUCAUCUGGAGAUAUAAAGGUGAAACACCAGCCACUCUGGGCAACAACACUUUAAUAGUAGACUGGAUGCCACAGAAUGACCUCCUAGGACAUCCCAAGAUGAAACUGUUCGUGGCUCAUGGAGGAACAAACGGCGUUCAGGAGGCGAUGUACCACGGAGUCCCUAUCGUAGGACUUCCAUUGAUUUUUGAUCAGCGUGAUAAUCUACUUAGAAUUGACAUAAGAGGAGCUGGGAAGAUAAUUGAUUUUUUCAGUAUGAAUGAAGCCAUCUUCUUACAGGCCUUACAGGAAGUCCUGAACGAGCCCUCCUACAGGAUGAACAUGCAGAGACUCUCCAGGCUGCACAGAGAUCAGCCAAUGAAGCCGCUGGAUACCGCCCUCUUCUGGAUAGAGUUUGUCAUGAGACAUAAAGGUACAGCUCACCUGAGGACAGAGUCCUACAGACUGCCCUGGUAUUCCUACCACUCUGUUGAUGUGGUGCUCUUCUUAUUCGGAGUUGUGCUGGUAAUUCUUGUGCUCAGGUGUUUUUUGGUUCAAUGGCAAGCAAAAAACACAUGCAUGGAGGUGAUGUAUCAAAAAGACAUGCAUUUACAUUGCAAAAUCAAGUUACAGGCCUAAAAGUUCAGUAAAACUAAUCAAAAGAAGGUUACCAUUAAAAAAGUUUUUUAUUUUUAGAAAGCUCAGUCUUGGUUUUUGAUACAACGAAUGAAAUGACAUUAAUUCCAGUGAUGAUGGGGAGCGUCUCUCAUUUUAGUCUGAUCAUUUGACUUUCAUUCAAAAAGUCAAUUUGUUGCUGAAAUUCUAAGAAUGACUUUUUGCAUAUUUUAAAAAUAAAGUUGUUCAAGUGAUUUUGAACAAAACAUCUAGUCACAUUACACAUGCAUGUAAUGCUCUUUGAACAUGUGGCCCCUCGAUACCUGUAACCUCAGACCAGAGUCCACACAGAUAAAAUGUUGACCUUUAGGAGCAAGGGUCAACAAAAUGUACCGUAACACUGCUGCUUUAGAGGGAAGAAAAUAAAAGCAUUUUCAAAAUAUGUGGCUACUGUUCGUGAGUUUGUGGAGAGAACCAUGUAUGUUUUUGCUCUUUUCUCUCUGAUUUCCAAGACGUUUCAAAUUCACUCUUACACUGCAGCACAAUAUACUUGCAUUUUACAUUUUUAAACGACUACGGUUUCUCCUCAAUGUUGCACAGUAAUGAAGAUUCAUGUUCUUGUCUUCCAAGCCAAAUGUAGGCUUGUUUAAACAUAUCCAAUUUCACACAUACAGAUUAUAGUGACACACCACACCCGGGAUAUAUUGGGCUCUUGUAUGCUUAAAUCCUUUCUUAAUAUGAACCUUAAUGUGUAUGUUUUUACCUGUAGGGUUUUGUACAUUAAUAUGAACUAUUUUUAUAAAGCUCAGUCUUGGUUUUUGAUACAACACAUGAAAUUACAUUAAUAACAGUGAUGAUGGGGAGCGUCUCUCAUUUUAGUCUGAUCAUUUGACUUUCAUUCAAGAAGUCAAUAUGUUGAGAUAAUGAAUGCUGAAAUUCUAAUGACUUUUUGCACAUUUUAAAAAUAAAGUUGUUCAAGUGAUUUUGAAUGCUAUUCACAAAUGUAUUUCUGAUUUCUUCUUGAAGGGAGGGUCAACAUAAAUGUCACAAAAAAAAUCAACUUCAUUAAUAGUGUGAAGGACAGCAAGGAUGACGAUCUUUACUUAAGCAGUAUGGGGUGUAAUUUAAAAUAUUAAUUAUUUGCUUAUGAUAUACUUUUAGUCUAUCAUGUCUGAGAAAAUGCAACCAUCUUUGUCUUUAUGUAACAACUGGUCUGGUUUUAAAAAUGCUUACAUUUUAAAUGUGGUCUCUCGUGGACAAACUGGAGGGAGGGCUGUUAAGUGGAGGGAAGUUUGUUCUGCAGUGGAGCACAGAAUGGCCCUUUUUGCCACUUUGGCAAGCAAAAAACACACGCAUGGAGGUGAAGGCGUGCAUCAAAAAGGCAUGCAUUUAUAUUGACAAAUCAAGUCACAGGCCUAAAAGUUCACUAAAAACUAAACAAAAGAAGGCUACAAUUAAAAAGUUUUUCUUUUUUUUACAAAACAAAAGGAUGCCGAAUUCAUCACAUUUUAAACUACAAGUUAUAAAUUUGGAUGAACAUUCAGGGUCUGCCCCAAUUUCUACACUUAAUG
Messenger RNA from Sebastes umbrosus (honeycomb rockfish), 3393 nucleotides. RefSeq names its product UDP-glucuronosyltransferase 2C1-like. The record is from RefSeq and is a predicted model, not a curated record. NCBI's taxonomy places the organism in Eukaryota, Metazoa, Chordata, Actinopteri, Perciformes, Sebastidae. Gene Ontology annotation, molecular function: UDP-glycosyltransferase activity. The coding region runs from base 236 to 1846 and encodes 536 amino acids. The transcript has 2 exons.